UAUAAUACUUCAAUUACUGUCUCCGCAAGCUCCAUAGCCAUAGCCAUAUCCAUCUCUCUCAAGCGCUCUAAACUUGUGCUUCAGAGCUACAUUUGAUCAAUCAAAGAAUGAGCCGAUUAAGAAGGUUUCAGCUGGUCGAGCAGUCACCAUCUCUUUUCUUGAGAGAAUCUUCUCUUCUCUCACUGAGCCCAAGAUUCCCUUCACUUCUCGUUGAAGACGAGCUCGAUGCCGCACUUGAUUUGCUUUGCCCUAGUAGAGCGCUCUUUGAUCUCACUUCCCCGUUUGAUGACUUGGAUGCCGUGACCGAUUUGAUUCAGAUCGAGAGAACCCCGUUUUACAGCGCGGCCCGGCGCCGGCGGGUCGGGUUCGGGUCGGAACGGUACAAGUUGCAGAGCCUAUGUGACCGGGUCUCGGAGCUGGAGCUGGGGUUUGACAGGUUGUUGAAGCAGGAGGAGGAGGAGAAGAAGAAGACGAGAGUUGGGGAGCGGAAGUACACGUGGACGGCGGAGAUCAAGAGCCCGGAGGAGGACGGGCUGGACCGGGCGUACAAGUGGGUGGCGGAGAUUAAGGAUGGGAAGAAGGGAGCAGUUGAGAAGAGCUACAAGGUGAGUGCUGAGAUCAAGGGGAAGGGGGAGGACUCUCCGAUCUCCCGGACCUACACUUUCAAAACGACGUCGGGCAAGAAUGCCGGGGAGAAGAAGAAGGAGGAGGAUGGGGACAAGAAGAAGAAGAAGAAAGCUGUGAGCUGCGCACGUGUUGUUGAGAUUGAAGAGCCCUCCGACCAUGGCGCCAUCAUCCUCAGACAGGCAUAUGCAAAGAGUGUGGAAAAGAAGAAGGGGAAGAGGAAGGAGUUGUCCCCACAAGAUGCAGCCAUGGUAAUACAAAUGACCUUUAGAGCUUAUCUUAUAAGGAGGUCACAGGCUCUACGUGCUCUUCGUGAAUUGGCCAUUGCCAAAACUAAGUUGAAGGAGCUUAGGGCGCUUUUCAACAACUUCUCGUACAGGAGGCAGGUGGCUCGAGAUGCUGAGGAGCGCCAAAGGUUUUCUGAGAAGAUUAUUGUGCUCCUGCUCACUGUUGACGCCAUUGAGGGUGCUGAUGUCAUGGUGCGGGCUACAAAGAAGUCCAUGGUGGACGAGCUAGAAGCAAUGCUUGACGUCGUUGAUCCCCAGCCUGCUGGGAAGAGUGCAUCGAUGAGGAGGAGAACAUUCGACAUGCCUGACAGUGUCAUUCAGAAAGAACUGGCGGCUGGUGUGGCGCAAGUCGUGCGAAUGAUUGAUGAAUCGAAUGGCGGUGAGACCUUCGAGGCGUGCUUGUGAGUCCACUGAUCUGGGAACACUCCUACUUGCUUGCCUUUGAUGGUGUGCUGUUGUUUUCAGUAAUUACUAAUGUGACCUUUUGGCUAAUGGAGAUUAUGUGUAGUAGUAAGUGGAUGAUGAGGUUCUGCCUGUUUAUUAAGGUGUUGUGUAGGGUCUGAGCCAGACCCAUUGGUAGAGUUUUUGAUGAGGUGUUUUGGCUUCUAGAGACAUUGUGUUUGGUGUUUGAUUAUGUGACCUUAAUGUUACUUUGCAACCUUGUAGUGUGUUAAUUGUUGUGCAUUAAGA
Messenger RNA from Ipomoea triloba (trilobed morning glory), 1601 nucleotides. RefSeq names its product BAG family molecular chaperone regulator 7. Gene Ontology annotation, molecular function: protein-folding chaperone binding. The record is from RefSeq and is a predicted model, not a curated record. NCBI's taxonomy places the organism in Eukaryota, Viridiplantae, Streptophyta, Magnoliopsida, Solanales, Convolvulaceae. Gene Ontology annotation, biological process: protein folding. Bases 108 to 1316 code for a protein of 402 amino acids. Gene Ontology annotation, cellular component: plasmodesma. The transcript is spliced from 4 exons.